AUGGCGUCCCUGGAGUCUCAGCCUGACUCCCAUGCCGAUCGAUCUGAGUCUCCAUCAGCAUCAGCACGUCCAUCUCCAAGUCUUGACGGAUCAACCUCUAUCACUGAGGGUAUGCGACCCCUAUCGUUAGCACGAUUCCACACAAGCCGACCCUCGGCCGUGUGGGAGCCCGCCCCUGGAACAACCAUCGACACCCUCCUGGCCAAGCACGAGAGAUUCACAGAAGCGUGGAAAGCCUCGGAGGCCUACCGAGAGCUGCAUGAGUUCUUUACCGACGUCUUACUCAAAAUCAACACCUUUCAAAUCAAGUCGUGCAUGUGCCUAUGCCUUGGCAGCAUCGCGGCAGGACGGCCCUGUCUGGAGGACUUCGAUGUUCCAUGCACCAACUCACUGUCCCAGUUGGUAGCCUUCGAAAGCUGGGUCGAACUGCUUAAAUCGAAACACCCUAUCGAGCAGAUGUAUAUGCAGGACCCGGCGUUCAACCCCCUCGACAUUGAGUUCCUCGAGCGGAGAGGUUUCAAGGUGAUCGAAUCCCCUGCGUCGGACGACUGUAUGACUCCCGACACGUUUCUGUUCACUCCGGGCGGCGAGCAAGACCCGGUCAUUGCGGCCAUCGACGCCGCCCACCCUGCACUCUACAUCGGCAACGAUCUUCGAGAUCACCCUUACAUCACCGUAAACCCCAGCAUCUUCUUGGGUGGUUAUAGCCCGACAUUUGAAGAACAGCUGAUGAACAGCCUUCCUGCGGCGGAACCACUGGUGCGCCAGGCCCUGCUGCCAUUCAUGAACACGCGCAUCCUGAAACCCAUGCCUACGUCAGAUCUCGCGACGUGGUUGGAGGGCGAAAUCAUGUAUUACAAGCCGGCGUCGGACAGCGAGCUCGUCCCGGUGGCUUUCAACAAGAGUGACGAGGAGCUCUAUGACGAUGAGCAGGCGGAGGCUUAUUGGAGGAGGCAACGAAGUCAUGGAUUUGCGACAGACUAG
Molecule: messenger RNA, 984 nt
Organism: Letharia columbiana
Lineage: Eukaryota; Fungi; Ascomycota; Lecanoromycetes; Lecanorales; Parmeliaceae
Exons: 3
Coding region: 1-984 (327 amino acids)
Source: RefSeq, a predicted model, not a curated record